UUUUAAUAUCGAUCCGCGAUCAUCACUUUAAAUAAAUCUCUUUAAAAAUUUUUUUGUUCAAAAAUUAAACUUUGAGUAUUUAGGAAGAAAUGUAAAAUGACACGCGACUCAGUUGCUAGUUUGAUUUAUUAGUGAAUAAUUUAAAAAUAAAAGGUAUUAACUGACAAUUACAGUGAGAGUUUAUGUAUUAUAUCUUUAUUAGACUGUCACAAAUAACUUGUGUCAAAUUGAAUUAUUGUUUUGAUUACGACAUUGGGAACUUCUUAUCAAUUUUAACAUUUCACUAGCUGCCUUUUUGUAGUCAUUCUAUUUUUAUGUUACACCUCGAGGGAUGUCUCAGAGUCGUUGAAACUGUCGACCGAGUACCACCUUCUCAUCUCUUUUCAUUUUUUAUUAUUCAUUUUAUGGAGUAAAAGUUUUUCGCAAUAAAAAUUUUUUUAAGUUUUAUAUAUUUUUGAACAACUCCGAAGAUGAUCAAAGGCAAAGAAUUGUUGUCAUGCCGGCAAACGCUUUGGCUCCUCGUUUUCACAGGAUGCGUAAUAAAUUACAUGUUAAAAUUUAGUUUAAAUUUAGCAAUAGUUGCUAUGGUGGUCCCGAGAGCCAAAUCCCCAACUACUGCACAAUGCAGUUCCAAUGAAAACCUUUCAAACUCAACGAUCGCUUCUAAUGUCACCACAGUUCUGCCUAUUCUCAGUCAAAAUAUAUCGUAUGCAGAUAGAUUUAAUUGGACAGAAUAUGAACAAGGAUUAGCACUAGGAGCAUUUUUUUGGACAUACUGGGCAACUCAUGUACUUGGAGGACUUCUGGCCCAACAUUACGGGACUAAAUUGAUCUUCGGCGGCGCUAAUUUCAUCGCUUGUAUAAUUGUACUUCUCAUUCCCGUCACAAUUAAGUAUCAUCUCUAUGCGUUCCUUGUUCUGCGAGUUUUCCAAGGCGCGGUUAUGGGAGUAGUUUUACCGUCGAUGAAUGUGAUGACAGCAAAAUGGAUCCCGCCGACCGAACGUAGUAAAUUCGUAAGCGCUUACAUGGGAGGAACUGUUGGUACAUCUGUUACAUAUUUACUGUGCGCAUUUAUAAUCCACUAUUUCAAUUGGGAGACAGCAUUCUAUACAAUGUCCGUCGCGGGAUUAACCUGGUACUGUUUUUGGCUCUACUUUGCUUACGAUUCGCCUCAGCAGCAUCCGCGAAUAAGCAAAGCUGAGCUGAAUUACAUUUUGGAAAACACGCCGCCCAUUAUCAAAAACAGUAAGGAUACACCUAUCCCCUGGAAAGCUAUUUUGACUUCAGGACCAUUCUGGAUCGCGGUUUUCUCGCACUGGGGAGUAACGUGGGGAUUCUAUACUCUAUUGACUCAAAGCCCAAGUUACUUCAGCUUCAUACACGGCUGGGAUAUUAAUAUGACUGGAUUAAUAACUGGGGCACCGCAUAUUCCUCUGAUGAUAUUCUCGUACACGUUUGGUAUUUUUUGUGACUGGCUAUUGAAACAUAAUAAAAUGAGUCGGACAGGAGUCAGAAAACUUGCAAUGUUCAUCGCAACAUUCGUUCAAGCUUUUUUCAUCAUCGGAUUAAGUCUCAGCGGCUGUCAUUCUAAUUUUGCUGUAUUCUUUAUGCUCUGCGGUACAGUCGCUAACGGCGCUAUUUCUUCAGCAACACUCGCUAAUUUUGUCGACCUCAGUCCUAAUUACAGUAGUAUAUUAUUUGGAAUUUGUGGCCUUAUUGCUAACGGGGCCGGUGCUUUGUCGCCUUUUAUCGUCGGAAUGCUUACUAAUGGAAAUCAAACGAUAGGACAAUGGCGCAUAGUAUUUUUGAUAACUGCGGGCAAUUUAAUAUGCGGCGGAGUUCUUUAUUUAGUAUGGGGAACUGGUGAAGAACAGCCGUGGAAUAAUUUGUACAACAAUGAUGAUGAACAGGGUGAAGAAUUACAAAAACUUAAGCAUGAACAUACAGAGAUAAUUGAAAAUUGCGCGGCGAUAGAUGAAAAAAAAUUGGAGAAAGAAAAAGAAGCUAACGGUUUAGAAUUAGCAGCCUCGUUUACUUGUUCUGGAGCACCACAAAAUCGUGUAAUUAGUAUCGCUGUAAAUAAAAAUUCCGAACAUGAAAAAGUAAAUCUGGAUAUUGAGUUUCAAUGUUUGAUCAUGUCGCUAAAAGACUUAAUAAGCUGUCGAGAUGUCUUAUGGUGGAUGGUUUUUUCUGGUCUGGGUGUUAACUUUAUGCUGAGAGUUAAUUUGAAUCUUGUUCUUGUUGCUACUGCUAAACAAACUGAAAUUUUACAGGCUGUAUCUCAAUGCGGACAAGAAAUAAACAAUAUAAGUAUAAGUAAUGUACAGCAAAAUAUUAAUUUUUCACUGACUAACGAUACAAGUGAUGAAGAAAUUGGAAAAAAUAAAUAUCAGUACUCGGAGUACGAACAAGGUCUGGCAAUUGGUGCUUAUUACUGGAUUCACUGGAUAAGUGAAAUACCAGGAGGUAUUUUGGCGCGAAAAUAUGGAACCAAAAUGAUUUUCGGUGUUGGAAAUUUACUAGCCGCGAUUUUGGGAUUUUUUUUAUCACUUACUAUGGAGUACAGUCUCUACAGUCUGAUAUUUGUGCGCGUACUUCAAGGAUUAGUUGCUGGCGUCGCUUAUCCUGCAACUCAUGACAUGACAGCCAAAUGGAUUCCGCAAAAUGAAAGAAGCAAAUUUGUGAGCGCAUAUAUGGGGGGAAGUGUUGGAAUCGCUCUGACAUAUCCGCUGAGUGGUUUUAUAAUUGAUUACCUCGGCUGGGAGUCCGUAUUUUACAUAACUUCACUUUUCGGCAUCGUCUGGUAUUUCUUAUGGAUAAUUUUUGUCUACGACACACCGCAACAGCACCCCCGUAUAUCAGAAAGCGAAAAAAAAUAUAUCCUAGAUAAUUUAGGCGCAUCAGUAGACCAUUCAAAUCGCAAUUUAUCAAUACCUUGGAGUAAAAUAUUAACAUCAUGGCCAGUAUGGGCAUCAAUCCUCUCAAACUGGGGUGCAGUUUGGGGAUACUUUACUCUAAUGGCCCAAGCGCCGGCUUAUUUUAAAUUCAUCCAUGGCUGGAGUGUCGAAAAAACAGGAGUUCUUUCCGGUCUCCCUCACUUCCUGACGAUGGUCUUCAGCUGGAUAUUCGCUCACAUGAGCGACUGGUUGCUGCAAACUGAAAGACUGACUCUGACUAAUGUAAGAAAACUCGCGACUUUUGUCUGCUCAGGAAUUCCUAGUGUCCUAGUACUCGGACUAGCAUUCAGUGGUUGCUAUCCCGUGCUCGCGGUAAUUUUUAUAAUGGGCGGAAUAGCAUCAGCUGGCGCCGUCACUUCUGGACCCCUAUCUAAUCUCGUUGACCUCAGUCCAAAUUAUGCGAGUAUACUGCUCGGUAUCUGUGGCCUUGUGAUUGACAUUGCCGGAUUUGUCUCUCCACUAAUCGUAGGAUCUUUAACAAACGACAACCAAACUAUUGGCCAAUGGCGGCUAAUUUUCAUCAUCGCAUUUUUAAACAUGGGAAUCUGUUGCCUCAUUUACUGUAUCUGGGGCACCGCCGAAGAGCAAUCAUGGAACCAGUAUCACACGGUCAAUAAAAACGAAGACGAUUAUAAAAUAACAAUCGAACUUAAAACUCAAUUAACCAAUCAAUGAGACUUAUAAUUAAUGUAAAUAAUUACAACAAAUUAUUUCACUUGAUAUUUUAGUUUUUAUUUCAUAAAGAAUAAGAAAAAGUUUAAAUUAAUACAAAAAUUUAUAAAUUACCAUACUAAAAAUUCAUCAAUUAUCAAUUAUUAAUAAUCACUCAUUACAAUUAUUUAAUUUUCAUAAAAUGAAUUUAGACAAGUGCUAAAAAAUUGGUCCAUUGGAAGACAGUAUCAUAUUAAUUAACAAUUACUCAAAUAAAGCUGUGGUAAAUUUAAAUAUUUAAUAAAUACAAUUAAAUAUUAUGCAAUUAUUUUAAUGCGCUAUUAUGAAGGUAAUGAUUUAUUGAUCAGACUAGUGUCGGGUGCAAGGCUCAAGCCAACGCAUUAAUGUACUUAUUAAAAUAAGUUAAUUAAACUCUAAAAUAAUUAUAAUUAAUUAAAAACAUUACUAAUUUAUAUUAAGAUUAAAUAAUUUAUAUAUUAUAUAGUAAAUUUAUUGAUAAACUUCUGUAAUAUAUUUGUAUUUUUUUCUGUUCCGUAUACUUAUAUUACGUAUAUUUUGAUAAAUUUGUUACUGUAAUUCUCUGAAUUUAAAAUUAAAUGCCGCGUCUACGCGACAAGUGAUUUAUUUUGAUUUUUAUUUAUAUUAUAUUUUCUCUAUAAAUAUAAACCAUA
This is a messenger RNA of Microplitis mediator, 4300 nucleotides long. RefSeq lists its product as uncharacterized. Bases 471 to 3632 code for a protein of 1053 amino acids. NCBI's taxonomy places the organism in Eukaryota, Metazoa, Arthropoda, Insecta, Hymenoptera, Braconidae. The transcript is spliced from 15 exons. Gene Ontology annotation, cellular component: plasma membrane. Gene Ontology annotation, biological process: monoatomic anion transport; transmembrane transport. Gene Ontology annotation, molecular function: transmembrane transporter activity. The record is from RefSeq and is a predicted model, not a curated record.